AUGAAGGUAGCAAUCCGGUUUAAGCAUGCAGAAACAGAAGUUUCAUUGUUAAAACAAGAGAAGCUGCGAUUGCAGUCACAGAAUUUAUUAAUAGAAUCUAGGGAAGGUCAAUCUGAGUCUGCUGCAACACCUGAACGUUCCCCAGCCAGGGUUGAUGAUGAAGAUUUGGAGGCCGGUGAGAUAAAUUCUCCUGAGCUUUCAAGUGAUGAUAAGAAUGAUGAGAGUGAGUUGGUUGAGGAGGCUGGUGAUGGUGCCGACAAGUUAAUUGACGUUAACGAACCAAUAUCAGUUGAGAGCAAUCAAGUGGCUGUUGUUGCGAGUGAGGGUGCUACUUUGACAAGUGCUGCAGAAAGUAGUUCUUCUAAAGUGAACUUACCUGUUCCAAAGCCCAAUGAAACAGAAGAGGCAAAGCAGGCAUCACCCAUUAGCAGUACUUCAACGACCAUCAAUUUGUCAGAGAGAGCUCGAGAAAGGUCUCAAAUGAGACAGGCUGGGUUGGUUCCUUCCCUUCCUAGACCUCGUGGUGGAAGACUUGGUAAUCCUCCCCGUGGUCGGGUUGCUCGUGGUGGUCGAGGAGGAGGCCGCAGACCUCUUCCUCCCGCUCCUGGCCCAGAAUCAUGAACAACAAAUUGUGUGGCAGACGGUUAAUAAAGUUAUUUUACCUGACUAGACUUAUAAACUUGUCUCCCUUGAUACUGACAAUGACAGUAUAGACCAGUGAGUAUUGAGUAGGUGUAAAUGGGCGACCAGUAAUCUUCGUGUAAAUACAAUUUUGCUUUGCACUCGUUUCUCCUACCUAACUAAUUUUGACUACGUUAUCAUCAUGUGGGAAUGGUCAUUUUAUUUAACAUUCA
Messenger RNA from Cajanus cajan (pigeon pea), 854 nucleotides. NCBI's taxonomy places the organism in Eukaryota, Viridiplantae, Streptophyta, Magnoliopsida, Fabales, Fabaceae. The record is from RefSeq and is a predicted model, not a curated record.